Molecule: messenger RNA, 681 nt
Organism: Saccoglossus kowalevskii
Lineage: Eukaryota; Metazoa; Hemichordata; Enteropneusta; Harrimaniidae
Biological process (GO): proteolysis
Cellular component (GO): signaling receptor complex; plasma membrane
Molecular function (GO): protein binding; serine-type endopeptidase activity
Source: RefSeq, a predicted model, not a curated record
CACACACUGUGCGCUUUCGAUUUGGUUUCCUCAGUUAGACCCAUGAGUGUUUGACUAUGGACGCUACGUCAAAGACGGGAUGGCUGGUCAUUGUGACUAUUCUGUUGGCAUGCACUGUACUCUAUACAGCAGCGAAACCUGAGGAAAAAGAUUACAAAAAGUUACUACGCGGCAUCCAACAGCAUAAAUCAAACAUUGACACCAAGAAUACGAUCAACGAUGAUACCGUUAAAAUUGGUGACACCCACAAGAAACUUGUCAAAGAGUUAUUCAAACUCACCAUUGAUGGUAAGAAAAAAACACGCGCCCAGCUUCCAGAAAAGCACACCAAAUCGGAGAGUGUUAAAAAAACCAUGGCUAAUCCGAAACUAAAGAAGAUGACCGGGCCGCCCCACGCAAAAAGUUCCAAAUCCGAGUUACAGUCCAAAUCUAAUGACAUAAAGACAUUAUUGAAUAAACGUGGAUUCUGUGACUCUUACCAAUUUGCAUGUGAAAAUAAACGGUGUAUACCCAAUUCAUGGCGGUGUGACAAUUGGGACGAUUGUGGUGACAACUCAGACGAAGAAUACUGUGGUUGUCAAGCUCAUCAGUUUCCCUGUGAAAAUCGUGAAUGUGUAUAUGCCUCCUGGCAAUGUGACGGCUAUGAUGACUGUGGUGACAACUCAGACGAAAGAGGAUGCG